Peromyscus eremicus (cactus mouse) is the source of this 1383-nucleotide messenger RNA. RefSeq names its product N-lysine methyltransferase KMT5A-like. The coding region runs from base 95 to 1312 and encodes 405 amino acids. Lineage: Eukaryota; Metazoa; Chordata; Mammalia; Rodentia; Cricetidae. The record is from RefSeq and is a predicted model, not a curated record. Gene Ontology annotation, molecular function: protein binding; histone H4K20 methyltransferase activity. The transcript is spliced from 2 exons.
GGCUUUAAGAGUAUUUUCUCUUUUGUCCUGAACAUUUGGAUAUAGCUUAAGGAAAAUCAGUAAUCUUCUUUGAGGAACUUGAUGAUAUCAAGAGAUGGAAUUCAUUCUUAACUUGACAAAAGUGAGAAAAGAUACACUAAUUGAGAAUCUGGAGUUUGGCCAGUCUUGCUCUGGGCCCAAGCCUCAGUACAUGUGGGUGCCCGGCCAGCUACAGGCCAUGGGUGAAGUGGGCACCAUAAGGCGUAACCGACCCUUCCCUGGGGCGCCACGGCGGCGCUGGUGGAAGCAGCAACAUCAGCGACAGCGACAGCCACUCUGGUGGCCAGGCUGUGGUGACAGUGAAGGCAAGGUCGAUGGCCACACCUCCAUGGGCCUAGCUGGGCUUCGGAAGAACGUGCUUGCUAGGCAGUCAAAAAUUGACACCAACAUGAGUCCUAAGAAAUGCUCUGAAGUGCGUUCCCCACCUCAGGAAGACACAGUUGCAUGUCACAGGGUCAAAUGCCUGAGAGAACCAUUAGCUGGAAUCUAUAGGAAGGGAGGAAAGAAAAGAAAUGCUGGGAAUGUGACCCGAAGUGCCGUGAAAUCCAAUAAGCAGAAGAUCAAAAAUGCCAAGAGAGGUUCCCUGCGACUUUUUCUGAAUAAAAAAUUGAAAGCAGCAGAACCUCCAAAACUUCCAUUCCCAUCAUGUCGUUCUACCAAGGCAGUGGUUGCAAAGCUGGCCCUGAAAAAGUCCCUCAAGAUCAAGCAGUCUUCUAGGAAAAAGUUUCAAGGGAAAAGGCAACAGAAUAAAAAACUUAAAGCUUUCUACCAGGUCCGAAGGAGCUCCAGGAAGAGCAAAGCUGAGCUGCAGUCUGAAGAAAGGAGACAAAUAGAUGAGCUAGUUGAGAGCGGGAAGGAAGAAGGCAUGAAGAUUGAUCUCAUUGAUGGCAAAGGCAGGGGUGUGAUUACCACCAAGCGGUUCUCCCGGGGAGAUUUCAUAGUAGAAUACUAUGGAGACCUCAUUGAUAUAACCGAUGCCAAGAAGCGGGAGGCUCGGUAUGCACAAGACCCCUCCACAGGCUGCUACAUGUACUAUUUUCAAUAUCUGAACAAAACCUACUGUGUGGAUGCCACUCGAGAAACAAAUCGCCUGGGGAGGCUGAUCAAUCACAGUAAGUGUGGGAAUUGCCAAACUAAGCUACAUGACAUCAGUGGCGUGCCUCACCUCAUCCUCAUCGCCUCCAGAGACAUUGCAGCUGGGGAGGAGCUCCUGUACGACUAUGGCGACCGUAGCAAGGCCUCCAUCAAAGCCUUCCCUUGGCUGAAGUAUUAACCAUGCUGCCUCCCAGCCUCCUGCCACCCUGCCUUCUUCAAAGGACAAAGUGCGCUCAAAGGGAAAUGAUU